Saprolegnia diclina VS20 is the source of this 3056-nucleotide messenger RNA. RefSeq lists its product as hypothetical. NCBI's taxonomy places the organism in Eukaryota, Oomycota, Saprolegniomycetes, Saprolegniales, Saprolegniaceae. Bases 47 to 3010 code for a protein of 987 amino acids. Gene Ontology annotation, molecular function: calcium-activated cation channel activity. The transcript is spliced from 15 exons. Gene Ontology annotation, cellular component: plasma membrane. The record is from RefSeq and is a predicted model, not a curated record.
CGGGUAAAGCGUGCUAUUGGCCGAUUCCAUCACAUUCGCCGUUGCCAUGGCGCUGCACAGAACGCGGGCCAUGCUACCGACGCUGCUGGCAAUGGUGGUGGCGCUCGCCGCUGCCGACGUCGUGACGCUGCAUGUCCCCAGUGGCAGCGUCUACGGCUUUGUCAACGACCACAUCAAUGCAUCCAUCUGGUCGCCGGCGAACGUGACCAACGACCUCCUCAUCGCGCUCUCGCUGUCGGCCAACGACACGCGCGCGAUGCCAACGAUCGCACCGUCGCCACUGGUGCUGCGGACAGGCCAAACGAACGUCAACUUUACCAUCACGGGCGCGUUGCCCGGGCGGUACCCACUGAGCUACAAGCUCGUGUCGCUUGUCUCGGGCAACACAACGUACGAGCUCAGCGCCGAAACGCUCGUCGUAUUCAUCGUCAACGACCAGUGGCAGAGCACGCUAUCGCAGUUUGGCAUCAACGUAGCCCUCGUGGUCGCUGGCGUCGGUAUUUUCCUCUGGCGGCGCGGUGCGAAGCGCGACUUGUGGUUUUGGGGCGCCCCGAUCGAAGGCGUCUUUGAGCCUGAUCCGUUCCGAAGCGACGAGGCCAUGCCGUCGCCGCUGGCGGCGCCCACGUGGCAGGAGCGCGGACGCCGAUUCUGGCGCCUCGAUUGCGAUGACGCGUACAUUGUCGACGCGUGCGGCGUCGACGCCGCGCUCUUCUUGCGCUUCAACCUCGACGCAGCCAAGCUCUUUAGCGCACUCACAAUCUUGAGCUGCGCGCUCCUCUUGCCGAUCAAUUUUGUAUCGGGCGACGGGCCGACAACGUCGUCGCAGCAAGCCACGAUCGCCAACGUGCCAGUGCAAAGCCCGUACUUUUGGGGCCAUGUCGUCAUGUGCUACCUCACGGCCGGCGCCGUCCUCUUCUUUGUGUUUCGGCAGAACCGCCGGCUCGAGUACUUACACAUGAACGACACGACGCUGAUCGGCCCCCGCAGCGUCUUUAUCCAAGCCGGUUUGCCACUGGACGUGACGCGCCAUGAGCUGCGGCAGUGGUUUCUUGCUGAUUACCCAGAGGACAUCGAUCAAGUCACCGUUGUCGCCGAUCUCAGCAAGGUGUAUACCGUCUUGGGACAGCGCAUGAACUGGCGCAACGACCUCCAGCGCCUCGAAGCCAUCUACAUGUCGCCGUCGUUGACGCUCUCGCCUUGGCUGCGCUACUGCCCUGGCGGCGCAUGCUGCCCGUCGCCAACAGACAUUUGGUUUGACUACCUUGCGCGCCGGCCGUGUCGCUCCCGUCGGGAUGCCGCCUCGCGACCGCUGCAAGAGCCGCUGCUCUCCGACAGCGGUGGCUCGCCCAAGGCUGACGUCAUCGGCGACGAUGAGGCGAAUGAGAUGGUGCCGCCUCGUAUUUUGGCCAAAGUCACUGCGUUGCGCGCCCAGCUCGCCGCCGUCCCCGAGGACAUUUUAAACAGCUAUGCACGCCGCACGGGCACGGGCGCGGCGUUUGUCGUCUUCAACUCGAACCGCGCCCGCGAUCAAUUUCUGGACCGGUUUCGACAGACACAAGCACCCUUAUCGCAGUGUGUGGCGUCGACCGCCGCGACCUUGUGCCGCCGCCGGCCGCGCCGCGCCACCGUCGACUCGUCCGGCCCGUCCCGCUUGGCCCGGCACCUGACUGACCUUGUGGUGCAUCCUGCGCCCGAGCCGCACGAUCUCAAGUGGUCUAAAAUGACGUAUCGUCCACAGUCCCUCCGUCGUUUCUGCCAGUUUGGCUUGUACCAUGCGCUCACGGUGGUGCUGCUAUUGCUCUUCUCGACGCCGGCGUCGGUGCUGCUCUACUUCAACCUGCAGCCAGGCAGCGACGUGUAUGCACGGGUCCUGACGCCCGACUCGCUCUUUGCCGGGUUUCUCCAUACGUACUUGCCGACGCUCUUCCUGGUGUGCGUCAACUGGGUCUUGCUCACGGUGCUCUUUUACGUGUCGUUUCUCGAACCGUGGUUCACCGAGUCGCGCCGCAUGCGCAGCUUUCUCUCCAAAGGCUUUGCCUACCUCUUUCUCAGUUCGAUUUUGUUUCCAUCGAUCGGCGUUACGGCUGUGUACGCCGCGACAAAGUCUUCGUCGCAGGUGGCGUUUGGUGGCACGUCGUCCCGGGAAGUCAAGUACGUCAACGAUUUUCUGUACAAGCUGUGCAGCAAUUUCUUUGUCGGCUACAUUCUGCAACUCACCUGCCUCGGGUCGCUCACGCAGCUGCUUCGUAUCGGCGAAAAAUUGUUUUAUCAGCCAUGGGUUAUUUCCCGAGCGGUCACCACGGAUGAGGUCCACGCCGCGCGCGAGCCAUGGCCUUUUUACUUUGGCUACGACUAUGCCGUUCUACUGAGCGUCUUUACGAUUGGGCUCCUGGGCUCGGUGCUGUCGCCGUACCUCGUGCCAUGCGCGGCCGUCUUCUUCUUUGCCAAGUACUAUGUCUCCAAGUACAAUUUUGUAUACGUGCAUCCCACGACGCCGGGCCGCGGCAACGUUGCUCGCGCUGCGUACUCGCUCGCCCUCGUCUGCCUCCUCCUCUUUGAACUGGCGAUGACGAGCAUUCUGUCGCAAGUCGGCAACGCCAACCAAUGGCUGGCACUCGUGCUGUUGACGUGCGCCACACUCGGUGUCUUUGUCUACUGGCGCGUCGUGGUGUACCGCGCCCUCGAGACAGAGACGAGUCCGAGUCGAGUUGACGUGGAGGCGCCAACGACGCAGCUGCGGCGGCAGCAGUCGAUGGAGCUCUCACGCGCGCUGUUUCACGCGCACAGCUUGAGCGAGAUGGAAGCCCUCGUACACGCUCGCCCAACGCAAGCGUACAUCAACCCGUACGACGUCGGCCUCCACAUGCUCUCGGUGCUGCACCGGAUCCAAGCACUGCGAACCGCCAAGCUGCGCGACGCCUUUAACCGGUUGAGGCAGCAGCCAGAGGGUUCGCCUUCGGUGGCAACGACGGCCGCGACAAAUGAUCUCUCCGAAAAUCUACUGUCGUAAAUACAAGCGCAUCGUACUUUUGGCGGUCGCCAUGGCGAGCACCUCG